Molecule: messenger RNA, 1374 nt
Organism: Agrilus planipennis (emerald ash borer)
Lineage: Eukaryota; Metazoa; Arthropoda; Insecta; Coleoptera; Buprestidae
Product: alkyldihydroxyacetonephosphate synthase, peroxisomal
Exons: 4
Biological process (GO): lipid biosynthetic process
Molecular function (GO): FAD binding; alkylglycerone-phosphate synthase activity
Source: RefSeq, a predicted model, not a curated record
CUAUAUAGACAGCUUCUACUGAAGUGGAAUGGAUGGGGGUACAAUGAUUCUAAGUUUGUUGUUCAGAAUGGAAUUGUUCACUUUACUGGGUCAAGGUACCCAAUUGGCAACCUCUCCUUGCCUUACUUUACAAAAUGGGUGAAAGAAGUUUUCAAUGUUGAUUUGAGCAUUAGGAAUAAACCUCAGGAACCUCCAGAUGAAAGCCAAUAUCCCCCUUCUAAUAUAACAGAAGAGAUAUUACAAAAAAUUGAAUCUUUUAGCGUGCCCUAUUCAACAAAAGGGAUAGAUAGAUUAUUGAGGGCUCAUGGACAUACACUGCACGAUAUCUACACUUUACGAACGUCAUCGUUUGAUCGCAUUCCCGAUAUAGUGGUAUGGCCAAACAACCAUGAAGAUGUGGCCAAUUUAGUUAAUUUUGCUAAUGAAAAUAAUGUAGUAAUCAUUCCUUUCGGUGGUGGAACUUCUGUUACCAGUGCCCUAGAAUGUUCCAAGUAUGAGCAUAGAACUGUUAUUUCAUUGGACACAUCACAAAUGAAUAAAAUUCUUUGGGUAGACAGAGAAAAUUUGGUUGUAUGUUGCGAAAGUGGCAUUAUAGGACAAGAUUUAGAAAAAGAAUUACAAAAGUUGGGUUACACAACGGGCCAUGAACCUGAUAGCUAUGAAUUUUCGUCGUUGGGUGGUUGGGUCGCAACAAGGGCGUCAGGAAUGAAAAAGAACACUUACGGAAACAUCGAAGAUAUCCUAGUUCACGUAAAAAUGGUAAGCCCAAAAGGAGUGCUUCAAAAGAAUUGCCAGGUGCCUAGACUUAGUUGUGGACCAGAUUUUCACCAUGUUAUUUUAGGUUCUGAAGGAACGCUUGGAGUUAUCACGGAGGUCAUUUUGAAAAUACGCCCCCUUCCCAAAUUUAAGAAGUACGGUUCUGUUGUAUUCCCAAAUUUUGAAGCAGGAGUAAAAUGUAUGCGAGAAGUGGCUCGGGAGAGAUGUCAGCCUGCCUCCAUUCGUCUUAUGGAUAAUAAUCAAUUUAAAUUUGGUCAAACUCUCCGACCCGAACCGGGCUACUUCGGGCUUCUCCUAGAUAGCAUAAAAAGGAUUUACCUUACGAAAAUAAAGGGGUUUGAUGUGGAUUCUAUGUGUGUUGCGACUCUUCUUUUCGAAGGUGACAAAGAAGAUAUCGAAGGAAACGAAAAGAAAAUUAAUAGAAUAGCUGCAAAGUAUGGAGGAAUUCCAGCAGGAGAAAGAAACGGCGAACGUGGUUAUCUCCUCACUUUUGUUAUCGCUUACAUUAGAGACCUUGGCUUGGAAUAUUACGUGAUGGCUGAAUCGUUUGAAACAUCCGUUCCGUGGGNACAAAACGCUAACUCAUAUUUUCAUUAA